AUGAAUGAUGUAUAUCUUCUUGAAGCUUUGGAGAUCUACUCCUGCGAAAAAGCUAAGCGUAGGACAGCAGAAGUCUCCUUGCAGUUAUCGCAAGGCCACAGGUGGUGGUGUGAACAAAGCCCUGGAGGAGGACCUAGCAAAGGUCCUCGGGUCGAUGUCGAAGCGGAUGAAAAAAUCGCCAGAGCCCUCGGCCCAGAGGUCAGCUUCGGCAGCCUCCGGCUCGCAGAAAGCUGUGUCGGCGUUGCAGCACCCUCCGAAUGCUCCAACCCGGGAGGAUCACAGGAAUUACUUCAACAAUUGUCCACGUCUGAGAGCGACAGUGACACUGAUUGUGAGGAAAUACCAAAAAAGCGGGGCCGCAAAGAGGCUGUACCUCGAAAAAAAAAAUAUGCGCUACUCACUAAAGUGGACUCCCUUCUCGAUAAGAUCCAGAUCAUUGUGAAUAUACAACCCAAUAAUGGAGCUGUACACAUCACAGGACAAAGGACGACCAAAACCGAUCCUAAUAUAGAAGAGUCUCUUACAUUACAAGUGUGA
Molecule: messenger RNA, 537 nt
Organism: Cylicocyclus nassatus
Lineage: Eukaryota; Metazoa; Nematoda; Chromadorea; Rhabditida; Strongylidae
Source: the annotation of a GenBank genome assembly